Molecule: messenger RNA, 2035 nt
Organism: Daktulosphaira vitifoliae (grape phylloxera)
Lineage: Eukaryota; Metazoa; Arthropoda; Insecta; Hemiptera; Phylloxeridae
Gene: cass
Product: apoptosis inhibitor 5
Exons: 9
Coding region: 160-1743 (527 amino acids)
Biological process (GO): negative regulation of apoptotic process
Cellular component (GO): nucleus
Molecular function (GO): RNA binding
Source: RefSeq, a predicted model, not a curated record
UAGACUGAUGAUACCUUUCGGUUUUUGUAUUAUUUUGUUCAACUUUAUGUAUUUGUAAAUUCAUAUCUCCUUGUUUCCUUUUUUAAAAAUUAAUAAAACGCUGUUAGUGUUAAUAACGAUUGUGUCGAUAAAUUAAUAUUAUUACUUUAAUCAUUAAUUAUGGAGGCUGAAGAUAAUAUACAAAAAAUGUACAAAUAUUUUGGAAUUUUAGCUGAUGCCAAAGAAAACAUAGCUGAAAAAGAACCAGAAUAUUUGGAAAUAUUAUCUGCAGUCAAAGGGUCAACAAAGGAAAAAAGACUUGCUUCACAAUUUAUUACACGGUUUUUCAAAUAUUUCCCUAAUUUAGCAGCUCAAGCACUUGAAGCACAAUUAGAUUUGUGUGAAGAUGAAGAUAUUUGUAUAAGAAAACAAGCAAUAAAAGAUUUACCCGUAUUAUGUAAAGAAUCCAAAGAGUAUUUAACUAAAAUAGCUGACAUAUUAGCUCAAUUACUUCAAGCUGAUGAUUCAAUGGAACUGCAAAUAGCACAGAAUUCACUAUUGUCACUUUUUAAAAUUGAUGCUAAAGGUGCAUUGACAGGAAUAUUUAGUCAAAUGCAAUCAAAUGAAGAAAUUGUUCGAGAACGUUCUAUGAAAUUUAUACUAAAUAAAGUAAUGCCAUUAGGCAAAGAUAUAAUAAAAAAAGAUGUCGAAGAUUUAAUAAUAACAGAAUGUAAAAAAGUUAUGCAAAACAUAACAUGUGAUGAAUUUGAAACCCUUAUGACGAUACUAUCUUCAACUCAUUUGAUUAGUACACCUGAUGGACAAAAAGAACUAGUUGAGUUGUUAGCAAAUACAGCAGAACUUGAUCAAUUUUUCAACCCUAAAGAUGUUGAUCAAGUUAAUAGAUUUAUUACUUGUCUUGAUUUUGCUAUUCCAUUCUUUUCUGCUCAUAUUGAAUCUACAAAAUUUAUUGUAUACAUUUGUGAGUUUUUAAAUCGUUAUACUCUUAUUAAUGAUAAUGACAAACAGUUCAUAAUUUUAAAAUUGUUGGCUGAAUCAGUUUUGUACUGUGGGAAAUUACAAAAUCCUGAAGCUGUUUUAGGACAACUUUAUCAAGCCCUCAUUGAUAUGGUGACUGUUCCUGAAAAUGAUGCUAGUAAAAAAGUAGAAGAUAUGGAUUUGCACCGUGUUGAAGCUCUAUUAUAUACCUUUCAUAAAUUGGGGAAACAGUGUCCAGAUUUCUUAAGUAAAGAUCCUGAAAAACAAAAGGAAUUCAAGAAAAAGUUGCUUUAUAUUGGUACUUGUACUCAAACAUUUGUGAAAAUUGUUAGGCAAGAAUUAAAAGGACGAGGUGAAGAUGAUGUUAAGACAGAUCCAAAAAUAGCUACAAAAUUAGAAGGAUUACGUUUGGCGUGUAAUAUAAAUACUCUGAUAAAGGAAUUAUUCAAUAUUCCACCUAGAUUUAAAGCUAUAGUUACUUUGUCCUGGGUUGCAGGAGCUACAAAAUCAAAGCUUGCUCAAAUUGUUCAAGAAGGAAAAAAACAUGAACCCAUUAGUGUGGAUGGAAAAACAAAAAGAGUUGAUGGUUCUACUGCUAAUAACAGUCAGCAAUUGUACCAACCACCCAAAGAUAAAUUUAGUGCAAAAUUCUCAAACAAUACUAAUUCAAAUAAUUCUAAUCGACGUAGUGGGGGCACUAACUGGAACAAUAAAAGAUCAUUUGAUUCAAAUAAUAGUAAUCGCCGUUCUUGGAGACCUUAUUAAUCAAUAGAAAUAUAACAUGGUAUAAGUUUACUUAGCACUUGUGUUCUGUAUAUUUUAAGGAAUAACCUUGAUUUUUAUUUGUAAAACAAUGUUUUUCUACCAAAAUUAAUAAUGAUACAACUUUUUGAUUUGCUAGUUAUUAUUGUACAUAAAUACAUUUCUAGUUUAUUUCUAAGUAAUUUGUAUAUUUUCCACAAUUUCUUUAUGUAAUAUUAUAAAUUCGACAAAUAUUGACAUUCUUAUAUUUCAAAUGUUAUGACUGAAAAUAAAAUUAAUCAUUCUUAUGACAGCA